AUGCUUUCCUCUGCUUCGUCGCGAUUUGGUCUACAGACCUUGGCCAGACGUUUUUGCACUACUGCUGCUACUGUCAGGAAAAUAGAGAACUAUGCUGAUUACGAGGCGUUGAAGCAGACUUCCCACAUGAUGGUUGGAUGGUUCUCAACUAAGUGGUCUACUGGUGCCAAGAUGUUUGAGCCUGAGUUCGAGAAGCUUUCAGCUAGCUAUCCACAAGCUACUUUUUAUAAAGUCGAUAUGGAUGAGGUUCCCACUGCUGCAUAUGAUAUGGAAGUUGUAGACUCUCCGCAAAUCGCAAUUCUUCCGUUGGGGUGGAAGCCGGAUGGAAGCCGUUUCGAUAAGACUGAUCUCAUCUCGGUACGGGCAGAAUUGGGUCGUUAUGAUCGUGUAGUACCAACAGCUAAGGAAGCCUUGGACCAAAUCAAGCUUGGGGAAAAGGAGGACGAGCCUAAGCCGUGGGUGUUCGAUCCAUCAACAGGCACGACCUUGCCGGUUCAUCAGAGCUAUUAA
Messenger RNA from Perkinsus marinus ATCC 50983, 510 nucleotides. Its product is annotated as thioredoxin, putative. The record is from RefSeq and is a predicted model, not a curated record. The transcript has 5 exons. Bases 1 to 510 code for a protein of 169 amino acids. Lineage: Eukaryota; Perkinsozoa; Perkinsida; Perkinsidae.